Messenger RNA from Oreochromis niloticus (Nile tilapia), 3175 nucleotides. RefSeq names its product RAS (RAD and GEM)-like GTP binding 2 (gene rem2). Lineage: Eukaryota; Metazoa; Chordata; Actinopteri; Cichliformes; Cichlidae. The transcript has 5 exons. Bases 911 to 1822 code for a protein of 303 amino acids. Gene Ontology annotation, cellular component: plasma membrane. The record is from RefSeq and is a predicted model, not a curated record. Gene Ontology annotation, molecular function: GTP binding; calcium channel regulator activity; GTPase activity.
UCCACUUCCUGCUGUGACAAAACAAAUUUCCCACGUGUGGGACUAAUAAAGGUUAUCUUAUCUUAUCUUGUCUCUCUGCCUCCCCCUGGCGGCCGCUCCGCCUCACAGCCACAGAAGCUGCUAACAAUUGUCAAAACUGAAUGAAAUUUUUUCCACGGGAGCAGCUCAAACCCUGGUGUCUGACACACGCACAGUUUUUGAAAAGAACUUAACAAGCGUUUCGAAAGCAUUAGAAAAAUAUUUGCGCUGGAGGAACGAGGGAGGGGCACACCACCCCGUACUCAUCAGUCCCUUCACCUCCAACCCAAGAUCACUCUGCAGUCACUCAAGGGCGCACUCCCACACGGUUAUACACACACACACUGAGAGAGAGAGAGAGAGAGAGAUGCAGGUAUUAACUGGAGGUGGAGAGAGGAGCGCACAAACUGCUGUCCGCUGGGACUCCUCUCAGAGGACAUGAGGGGAUGCGUUUCGGUGCCGGUGGCUGUCCGUCCUCAUCUCCUUCCCAUAGAAAGUCGCCUCCUAUGCCGAGCGGAGACGCAGGUAUAGAGUCUUCUUCCACCUGGCAGCCUGCUUCUUCCCAUCCCGGCGCUCCACGCGCCGCACCUCUCUUUUCUAGUGAGCAGAAGGAGGGAGGCAGGGAGGAGGAGGAGGAGGGGGGGGAGGUUUUACUCGGCGGAGAAGGGGAGAAUAACAUCACGUUAAAUGAGUCGCGCGUGCCUUUUGUGUGCCGUGCGUUAAAGCCGUGGUGAAUGUGAUGCCGGGUCUGCAAGCAGCACAGAUGACUUGAGCCUCGUUCUGCAAAGAGAAGACUCACCGUUAACCAUGGCUGACCAGGUAAGGCGACGCAGAUGUUCCACUACAGCCUCGCGCGCUCUGCACAAUAGCCAGCCACGCACUCCAGUACAGUAUGUUUCUAACGACGGCACCCCCGCUUCGACGAGGGAGCACACCCCUGCCUGUCAAGCACCAGCUGCGGAGGGAAGAGGCCGUAUCCGAGGACUGUGAUUGGAUCCCGGGCUUGGAGGAGCCUACCACGUUGCCUAUCAGUGACACAGCGGUGCCUCGGGAUGAGUCCUUCAGCCAAUCGGCUGCUGCCCAGUCAUCUUACCACAGCCAUGGCGGGGCACUGAGGAUAGUGCUACUGGGACAGAAUGGCGUGGGCAAGUCGUCGCUGGCCUUAUCUCUGGCCGGGCAGUCAGACAGAUCCCUCUCUAUAGACUCUGAGACACAAGCAUGUGGUGAGGGCUACGAGUAUACGGUGACAGUGGACGACGAGGACAGCAAAGUCAUCAUUUUUGACAACUGGAAACAGGACCUCUCCACACUGCAGUGUGAUGUGUGUAUCCUGGUCUUCUCAGUGACAGACAGGCGAAGUUUUCACCGCACCGCCCAGCUCCGCCUCCUUCUCAGGGAGUCCCAGCCACAAACCCCAAUCAUCCUUGUGGGCAACAAGAGUGACCUAGUGCGGUCCCGUGAAAUCAGCUCCGAGGAGGCCCAGUCCAGCGCCAUGAUGUUUGACUGCCUCUACUUGGAGCUCUCGGCCUCCUUAGAACACGGCACCAAUGAGCUGCUGGAGGCGGCAGUGCGGACCGCGAGGGGAGACUGCGUCGGCCCCGGAUGGACGGACGGUGACCCCGGUGCUGGCCGCAGGGAGAGCCUGACGAGCCGGGCCAAGCGCUUCCUGGCCGGUCUCGUGCCCCGAUCGUACGGCCGAGACAGGGACCGCGAUCGAGGCCGCUACAGGGAGAUGAGCCGCCACAGGGGCAGCAAAAUCCUUCGGCAGAAGUCCCGCUCCUGUCAUGACCUCAGUGCACUGUGACACACACCCACACACAUAAAUGCAGGCAAAUAGACACACUCAACAUGAACACAGACAUACACCAAAUUGAAAGAAAUGGAGGUGAGGGUGGGGGGGGAGCUAAAAGACUGAGGAGUAAAAGGAGAUCGAGCUGGAGGGACAUCAUGAAAAGGACUGGAGCAGGCUCACAGGAAUGGGAAAAUUAGAGAGGUGUAAGUAGAUAAAUUUAGCCGCGGCAGAGGAAGGUCAGGGGAGGAGAAAGUGGGAGCAAACAAUGAACAGAUAGCCCGAAACCCAUUUCGGGAGAGCGAAAAAUCAACGAUAAGGAGGGGAGCUCCAUUUGUUGCUCCGGCUUGGGUGAGUCAGUGAGCACUCGUUACCUGAUGAGAGCCGGCGAGGGAAGAUUAGCAAGAGAGUUGGAUCAAGCUGGCGAUUUGACGCUUAAUGUCGCGAAAUGAGAAGCAGACUGGGGUCACAAAUAAACACACACCCAAGUAGCACGCACUGAUAAUGUAGAGACUGAUAGCAAUCUAAUGUAUACCUGUUAUAGACCCUGUUUUAUAGCAUGCAGAGUAGACGAUUUAAGACAUGAUCCUGUAGGUUUUACAGUUACACGAUUCUGUACCUCAGUGGCCAAUAGCUAAUGCACAAUCUAGCUAGUGUCUCUAGCAACGCCAUCUCAAAGGCAAGACUAUUUAUAAAAGUGCUCCAUCUCCGCGCAUCUUUGGCCAGUUUCCACACUGCAUCCACUGUUCUGUCCCCAUAUUGAUUUAAAGUAGUGUUUGAUGAUACUGCCUGUGGCACAUGUUCAUUUGAGACUUUUAUACAAGGUUUAAAACGUCAGCACCCAAGCCAUAACUUUUGCUGAAUGCACCACGAGUGAUCAGCACAAAAAACCCUUUACUGGAGGAUGUGAAGCAAAGGAGAAAAGGUCAAGACGGCUAUAAGGACUAAGCCGUUGGCAGGGAUAACCAGACUGAACUCUUCUUCAAUCGAAGCUGAGUCACAGAACACUGAGAUACUCUUGAAGCGCAGGAGGACAAAACAAGAAAACCUAAUCUACCUGUGGCUGUUUGAUGUAUUCCUUCUCUUCCCUUUUUUACCCACUGGUGUCAUUAUUAUUAUUAUUAUGAUGAUGAUGAUUCUUAUAAUCAUUAUUAUUAUUGUUAUUAUUAUUAUUAUUAUGUGUGUUUCGACUGAAUUCUGUGGGGGCUGGCCACACAGGUGACCCAGAAAAGAACGUUCUGGAAACGUUGUUCUGAUAUCUCAUCAAGCGUGGCGGCGUCACUGACACUUCCUCACUUGUUUGUCAUGGUCUACUGAGCACUCUCGUCUUUACCACUGAGAAUAAAUAAAGAUUUCUUUGACAUCCAA